Messenger RNA from Impatiens glandulifera, 2480 nucleotides. Its product is annotated as UDP-N-acetylmuramoyl-L-alanyl-D-glutamate--2,6-diaminopimelate ligase MurE homolog, chloroplastic. The record is from RefSeq and is a predicted model, not a curated record. The coding region runs from base 51 to 2363 and encodes 770 amino acids. Gene Ontology annotation, cellular component: cytoplasm. The transcript is spliced from 5 exons. Lineage: Eukaryota; Viridiplantae; Streptophyta; Magnoliopsida; Ericales; Balsaminaceae. Gene Ontology annotation, molecular function: ATP binding; acid-amino acid ligase activity. Gene Ontology annotation, biological process: regulation of cell shape; biosynthetic process; cell division.
CUUUUUAUCACUUGGAAGCUAAAACCCUCUUCAUACGGUUUCUCUCUUCAAUGGCUCUGAAUUUCCUCUCUAUCCCGCCCUUCUCGCCAUAUCCAUCUUCUAGAAUCUCUCUAAAACCCCAAUUCGCUCUCUUCAAACCCUUUCCAUUUCUUUCUCUUCCCCCAUUCCGACAACCCUUCCAUAACACUGCCGCAAUCGGACCGGAUGGGAAGUUCUACCCAACACCCGCCGACGACGACCCACCUGAAGCUCAAGAGGAUUCAAUGCACGGAGUUUCCAAGUUUCAGCAGAUUCAACGCCAAGCCGACCGAGCAAGGAAGUUACAAGAAGAGGAUUUCAAGAAGCACCAGGCGACCUUCCUCAAUGCCAUAGCAGACGUUGAAGAUGACCCUGAUUUGCCCAAUUCGAUCAAUUCGGAUGCGUCUGGGGACGAUAUGUUUGGAGAUAUUGAUAAAGCCAUUGCUAUGAAGCGGAAGGAAUUCGUGAAACAGGGUCUGUUGAAACCUAACCCAAAGAUCGAGAUUCCUCAAGGAAUAGAAGAAUUGGAGCCGGAAGAAGUCGUGGAUUUGGAGGAAAUUGAAGAACUACAUGGGCUUACUGUAAUAUCAGAUGAUUUAGACGAGGAAGAUUCGGGAAAGUUGGAUGAUGAGGUAAAUGAUGAUAAUGAAAACCCUAAAUCCUCUGAUUUUUCAUCGUUUGAUAUUGAUCUUGAUCAAUUGGGUAAGACUAAAACUAGAAUCGUUGAACCCAAGUUUAAGAUGACAUUAGCUGAACUAUUAGACGAAGUUAAAGUAGUACCAAUAUCAGUUUACGGCAAUCUAGAGAUUGAUAUAACUGGAAUUCAACAUGAUUCUAGACUAGUUGAGAUGGGUGACCUAUUUGUUUGUUGCCUUGGUCGGAAAACAGAUGGCCAUUUAUAUCUAACUGAAGCUGAUAAAAGAGGAGCAGUUGCAGUUGUUGCAAGUAAAGAGAUUGAUAUUGAAGAAACUUUAGGGUGUAAAGCAUUAGUAAUAGUGGAGGACACAAACAAUGUUCUUCCUUCGUUAGCUGCUGCGUUUUAUCGUUACCCAUCGAAGAACAUGUCAGUUAUUGGAAUCUCGGGAACUGAUGGAAAAACAACCACAUCCUACUUGGUUAAAAGUAUGUACGAAUCCAUGGGAUUAAGAACCGGCAUGUUCAGCUCGGUUUCGAGUUAUGUUCAUGGCGAUAACAAACUCGAAUUGGAAAAUACGAAUCUGGACUCUGUUUUAGCUCAGAAGCUGAUGGCAACCAUGGUUCAUAACGGAACAGAUUCCCUAGUCAUGGAAGCUUCUUCUCGCGGGCUAGCCCAAGGAAAGUACGACGAAAUCGAUUUUGAUAUUGCAGUUUUCACGAAUCUGACCAGCGAUAGUUUAGAUUUCGACGGGUCUGAAGAAGAAAAUAGGGAAGCGAAUGCCAAGCUUUUUUCGAGGAUGGUGGAUCCUGAACGGCAUAGGAAAGUGGUUAACAUCGACGAUCCUAAUGCUGCUUUUUUCGUCGCUCAAGGGAGCGGCGACGUGCCUGUGGUCACGUUUGGAAUGGAGAAUAAGAAUGCUGACGUUCAUCCGUUGAAAUUUGAACUGUCGUUGUUUGAGACACAGGUUUUGGUUAAUACGCCGGAGGGUAUAUUGGAGAUUUCGUCUGGAUUGCUUGGUAGACAUAACGUGUACAAUAUCCUUGCUGCUGUUGCGGUUGGAAUUGCAGUUGGAGCGCCAUUAGAGGAUAUUGUUAGAGGUGUUGAGGAAGUUGACGCUGUUCCCGGUAGGUGUGAAUUGAUUGAUGAAGAACAAGCCUUUGGAGUUAUAGUGGAUUAUGCUAAAACCCCAGAUGGUUUGUCUAGGUUACUCGAUUCGGUUAGGGAACUCGGCCCGAGGAGGAUCAUAACCGUGUUUGGAUGUGUCGGUGAGGGUGACAGAGGGAAGAGACCCGCGAUGACAAAGAUUGCUACGGAUAAAAGCGAUGUUACCAUCUUGACAUCUGACAACCCGAAGAGCGAAGAUCCGUUGGAUAUAUUGGAUGAUAUGUUGGCUGGAGUUGGAUGGAGUAUGCAGGAUUAUUUGAAAUAUGGAGAGAACGAUUAUUACCCGCCACUUCCAAACGGUAACAGGCUUUUCUUGCACGAUAUAAGAAGAGUAGCUGUUCGUGCUGGUGUUGCCAUGGGUGAGGAAGGAGAUAUGGUUGUGGUUGCUGGUAAAGGUCAUGAAUCGUAUCUGAUUGAUGGCGACAGAAAAGAGUUCUUUGACGAUCGAGAGGAGUGUCGAGAAGCUCUGCAGUAUGUUGACGAACUUCAUCAAGCUGGAAUUGACACAAGCGAAUUCCCAUGGAGGUUGCCUGAGAGUCAUUAAAGAGCAUACGGAAUUGAAUCCAUUCGACUCGAUCUGUUCUUUUCCCACGUUUCAAGCAAACUUCGAAUCGCGAAACAGCUUUUUUUGGAUCAAGCUCCAUAUACUUGAUCCUCGAAA